Messenger RNA from Helianthus annuus (common sunflower), 3198 nucleotides. Its product is annotated as plasma membrane ATPase 1. Gene Ontology annotation, molecular function: ATP hydrolysis activity; ATP binding; P-type proton-exporting transporter activity. Gene Ontology annotation, biological process: proton export across plasma membrane; regulation of intracellular pH. Gene Ontology annotation, cellular component: plasma membrane. The record is from RefSeq and is a predicted model, not a curated record. Bases 162 to 3056 code for a protein of 964 amino acids. Lineage: Eukaryota; Viridiplantae; Streptophyta; Magnoliopsida; Asterales; Asteraceae. The transcript is spliced from 19 exons.
UACAUCUAAUCAUUCAUUCAUUCAUUCAUUUAUUCCCUCUUGAAGUCUAGUGAACAUUUUCAUUAGAUUUCAACCUUUCAUGUUAACGAAUUUGUGUUUCGUGUUCUAAAUCUUCGUAUCUUAAGCUUAUCAGAUACUAGUGAACAAUCAAAAGCCGAAAAAUGGAUGAUAAGUCAAUCGCUCUCAGUGCAGUCAUCCGAGAAGCCAUCGAUUUGGAGAAUGCACCCGUAGAAGAAGUGUUUCAACACCUGAAAUGUACAAGAGAAGGGUUAAAUUCGAGUGAAGUUCAAGAGCGUUUGGAUUUGUUUGGCUACAAUAAACUCGAAGAAAAGAAGGAAAGUAAAAUCUUGAAAUUUCUUGGAUUCAUGUGGAAUCCACUCUCAUGGGUGAUGGAAGCAGCUGCUAUCAUGUCAAUCGCACUUGCACGUGGAGGGGGAAAGUCUGCUGAUUACCACGACUUUGUCGGGAUCAUCGUCUUGCUUGUUAUAAACUCAACCAUAAGUUUCAUAGAGGAAAAUAACGCGGGAAAUGCAGCUGCUGCAUUGAUGGCCCGUUUAGCGCCAAAAGCAAAGGUUCUUCGUGAUGGAAAAUGGAGUGAAGAAGACGCUUCGUUAUUGGUUCCAGGUGAUAUUAUUAGUAUCAAGUUAGGUGACAUUGUUCCUGCUGACGCUCGUCUUUUAGAAGGCGAUCCGUUAAAGAUUGAUCAGUCUGCACUUACUGGAGAAUCACUGCCCGUGACGAAGAAUCCGGGAGAUGGUGUUUACUCGGGUUCCACGUGUAAGCAAGGAGAGAUCGAGGCCGUUGUGAUAGCGACCGGAGUUCAUACGUUUUUUGGGAAAGCGGCUCAUCUUGUCGAGAACACGACUCAUGUUGGACAUUUUCAGAGGGUUCUAACUUCAAUAGGAAACUUUUGCAUAUGUUCAAUAGCUAUUGGUAUGAUAAUUGAAGUUAUUGUUGUAUAUGGUAUCCAUCAACGGGAAUACCGUGUUGGAAUCGAUAACCUUCUAGUUCUGCUGAUCGGCGGGAUCCCUAUCGCGAUGCCAACGGUCCUUUCGGUCACCAUGGCCAUCGGGUCACACCGUUUGUCUCAACAGGGCGCGAUAACGAAAAGAAUGACCGCGAUUGAAGAAAUGGCCGGGAUGGAUGUGUUGUGUAGUGACAAGACCGGUACAUUGACACUUAACAAGCUUACGGUUGACAAGAACAUGAUCGAGGUCUUUGCGAAAGACGUUGACAAGGAUAUGGUCGUGUUGAUGGCUGCCCGAGCAUCGCGGUUAGAGAAUCAGGAUGCGAUCGAUGGUGCUAUCGUUGCUAUGCUUGGAGACCCCAAGGAGGCCCGAGCUGGGAUUCGAGAGGUCCAUUUCCUACCGUUUAAUCCAACGGACAAAAGGACCGCGCUUACGUACACAGAUAAAACCGGUAAAAUGCAUAGAGUUAGCAAAGGCGCACCCGAGCAGAUACUGAACCUUGCACAUAACAAAUCCGAGAUCGCGAACAAGGUACAUUCGAUAAUCGACAAGUUUGCAGAGCGUGGGCUUCGGUCGCUUGGAGUCGCUCGCCAGGAAGUGCCAGCUGGAACGAAAGAGAGCCCGGGUGGCCCAUGGGAGUUCGUCGGGCUUCUUCCGCUGUUUGACCCUCCACGUCAUGAUAGCGCUGAAACGAUCCGAAGAGCGUUAGAUCUUGGCGUGAGCGUUAAAAUGAUAACGGGUGACCAACUGGCAAUUGGCAAGGAAACAGGAAGACGGCUCGGAAUGGGGACCAACAUGUACCCUUCUUCAGCAUUGCUCGGUGACACUAAAGACGGUUUCGGAGCUCUGCCUGUCGAUGAACUCAUCGAGAAAGCCGAUGGUUUUGCUGGUGUCUUUCCGGAACAUAAAUACGAGAUAGUUAGAAGAUUACAAGCCCGAAAACAUAUAUGUGGGAUGACGGGUGAUGGUGUAAACGAUGCACCCGCUCUAAAGAAAGCAGAUAUCGGGAUCGCAGUGGCGGAUUCCACUGAUGCUGCUCGUAGUGCUUCGGAUAUUGUUUUAACCGAACCCGGGUUAAGUGUCAUUAUUAGCGCGGUUUUAACUAGCCGAUCCAUUUUUCAAAGAAUGAAGAAUUAUACGAUAUAUGCGGUUUCAAUCACUAUUCGUAUCGUGCUUGGUUUUAUGUUGCUGUGUGUUUUCUGGAAGUUCGAUUUCCCUCCGUUUAUGGUUCUCGUUAUAGCCGUCCUUAACGAUGGUACGAUCAUGACAAUAUCGAAAGAUAGAGUAAAGCCGUCUCCGAUUCCCGACAGCUGGAAGCUCACGGAAAUCUUCGCGACCGGGGUGGUUCUCGGUGCUUACCUGGCACUAAUGACAGUUAUUUUCUUCUGGUUGGCAUAUGAAACUAACUUUUUCCCGAACUUAUUCAGUGUCAAGGAUUUGAACUCACAUCAUCGCGACAUGUCAAUCAAAUCCGAGAAAGAAGAGCUAACAGCGAUGAUGGCGUCAGCUGUUUAUCUUCAAGUGAGCACCAUCAGCCAAGCGUUGAUCUUCGUGACACGUUCGCGCGGCUGGUCUUUUACUGAGAGGCCCGGGUUUUUGCUAGUAACUGCAUUUUUUAUUGCUCAACUGGUUGCGUCGAUUAUAUCGGCCCAUGUGACGUGGGAACUAGCCGGAAUCCAAAAGAUCGGAUGGGGAUGGACCGGGGUGAUAUGGUUGUAUAACAUCUUGACUUACAUGUUACUUGAUCCGCUCAAGUUUGCGGUUCAGUAUGGGCUAAGUGGGAGAGCUUGGGGUCUAGUUGUGGAGAAAAGAACUGCAUUUACGACGAAGAAAGACUUUGGGAGGGAAGCGCGUGAGGCAGCAUGGGCAACGGAGCAACGCACAUUGCAUGGACUCCAGCCAGCAGAGCCAAGAACGUUUCCGGAUCAAGGGACAUUUAGGGAGAUUAGUGUGAUGGCCGAUGAAGCUAGACGAAGAGCGGAGAUCGCAAGGCUAAGAGAGCUUCAUACACUUAAGGGCAAAGUUGAGUCUUUUGCAAAGCUAAGAGGGUUAGACAUUGAUGCAGCUAACCAACACUACACAGUUUAAUUGGAUUCCAAUUUUCAUUUCUUUUUUCAUUUAAAAAAAUUCAAAUCAACACAUGUUCUUAAUUUAUGUUAUUUGAUAUGUUGUUUCUAUAACUUAUUAAAGUCUAUUUAUUAUCUUGAUGUUUCACCUUACAUACUGAAAA